Saccoglossus kowalevskii is the source of this 1686-nucleotide messenger RNA. Its product is annotated as kielin/chordin-like protein. NCBI's taxonomy places the organism in Eukaryota, Metazoa, Hemichordata, Enteropneusta, Harrimaniidae. The record is from RefSeq and is a predicted model, not a curated record.
UUUUUGAAACACUUUCGAAUUUUAGUGUUCAACUGAGCCAAAGAACGAUGCUGCGUAUUCUCGUUUUAAUUGCAGUGGUUGGCAUAGCUCUCUCUUUGCCGAAAGAGAAAGUAUUUCAAAAAAGGAGUUACGAUCCAUCUAUGGUUGCAUUCUGGCCUUUGAAUGCAGAGCAAGGCACCAUUGAUCAAAUCGAUUCAAAUGACGGUCUUCCAACUGGUGUUACAGUUGAUAAUACAAAACAUGGUGAUAUUUGUAGUGCGUACAGCUUCUCUGGUAAUAGCGGAUCAUACAUCGAAUUUCCCAACAACGGUAGAUUCGAUACACGCUUUUCAACAACAUUGCUGGUAUACGUUUACCCCACCGGUGUAGCAGGUCCACUAUUUCAUUAUAAGCGAAAUAACUGGGGGAGCCAUUUGUGGCAAACCGGUCCCAAUGAGGGAUUUGUCCGCCUGACAGGACGCAACGACUUUUCAUCUACUGCAGAACUAAAAGCCAAUGUACUCGUCCAGAACGACUGGAAUUUUUUUGGCGUAACGUACGACUACUACAGUGGCGAGGAAAAACUAUAUUUGAAUGGUGCUGUAGUGAAAAGUGGUAAUAUUGGUUCAGUGGAAAUUGAAACUCAGUACGAAGCUCGUAUGGGAGCGGUUACUUUCGAUUCCCGGUAUUAUAAAGGUUUGGUAACAUGUAUGCAAGUAUAUAAUCGUGCGUUGUCGCCUGACGAAAUAAUAGAAGCUGAGAAGCUAUGUACUAAAUGUCCAGCAGUUGUAAGUGGUGAUCCUCAUUUGACAACUUUUGACGGACGUGCAUAUAGUUUCCAAGGUACGUGUUGGCAUACACUGGUAAAAGACUGCUCCAAUACUAAUCCUGAAUUUGAAAUCCGUGCUCAUUUUGCUCCCCGGGAUGAUAUUGACGGUCUGAAGACGAGAACUGUUGCUGUGAAUGUAACUGUUGGCAAAGAAAGCAUCAUUGUGGACAAAAACAACAAAGUAUCUGGUAAUAACAACGAUUUUAAGCCCUGGAAAAGACAAAUAGAUGUUAGCUCCAAUAACAAUACUGUGAUGAUAUCAUUCACGGUGAAGGAUACCACGUUCACUUUGCAUUGGAAUGGAAGGAAACACAUCUUCACUGCAGACGUUUCUGGAACAGCAUACCGUGGAAAAGUUGGUGGUUUGCUUGGCAACGCUGAUGGUGAUUCCCACAAUGAUUUCAUGAUGUCUGAUGGCAAAGUUUCCAAAGAUGUGAAUGAAUUUGGAGAUACUUGGAAAGUAGCUGACAUGAGAUGUGAGUAGAAAUAUCACAUCGAUGGAUUGCAUGGUUCAAUAGAUCGGUUUCGUGGUUUGGGAUUUUUAAUCAAAUGAAAUUUAGGGUCUAAUCAUAACUGUUUCAUUAGAAAUGAUCUUUUUUCUGAUCAUCAUAAUAUAUAUUAGCUGGUCAUUUCAAAAUGAUACAUAUCAUAUGAGUUACUGCAUAGCAAUGUUCAAUCUAACAGUACACUGUUGUACUUUUUUCAGUUUCUAUUACAAUAGCAAAAGUACUUAUACUUAGCAAGCUUGAAGGUAUAUUUUAUUCAAUUUUAGUUUUGGGUGAAAUGCAUGACUAUAUAUUCAAAAAUAGUUUAUGUAAAAUCAUGCUUGUUCGAGAAUUGCUGUACAAAAUAUAAUAAUUAAAAUACAUAAAGGGGAA